AUGGAAUUAUCUAGGGAGGAGCGUAUGCAACAACGGCUGCGAGGUGCCCAGCGUCAAGUCAAAGAUGUUGACUUUGGCUUUAUGUUACCGGCUUUCGCUGCACCGCUUGCACCGCCUGCAGUAGCAUCAUCCUUAGCAAUUCCGAAUUUACUUUCAGAAACUCCCGUAAACCUGGAAAGUCCUCAACCAGAUUUACCUUCACAACCUAUAAGUCAAACGCCGGCUACUGCGAGCAGGAAUCGUGAUAUAACUUCGGCUGUACUUGGUUUACAAUCAAACAAUAUUACCAGAUCCAAUACUGGGAACGAUGCAAAUACGUCUGCGAAGAGGAGGAAGUUGAACAAUGAUGAGGCACCAUCAUCCUCCACCAGAAGUAUCCGGUCUUCUCGAGGUUCUGCCAGGAAAGAUAUAUAUGAUAUGCCAGAAGAUGAUGAGCCAGAGCAAACUCCGACGGAGAACUCACACCUUCCCGGUGCCGGAUCAUUGGAAGACAGCGCCAACGAACCAGAAAUCAUCGAGACUGCUCCAUCAACUACCGAGUUACCGUCCGAGCCAAUUGAGUCCAUUGAAAGAGAUUCUUUAAAAGCAAUUGUGAUAGGAGACGACGAUGAGCAAUUACCUGACCCUGUGGAUAAAUCGCUACAAGAGGAAGUCGACUUUUCUGCUGUAAAAGAAACGGAAUCCCCCGAGGUACUAUCACGCCCCUCACGGAAUAAAAGAAAGAGAAAUGCGCCACCUUCCGAACCUUCAGGGUUAGACAGAUCCGCCAUUAAUGAAGCCGACCCCCAAGAUACUACAAGUAACACUGUUGAUGAAGUUCCGUCCAUACAACCAAGACGAUCCCGUAGAAAAUCAACUUUACAGGUGGAGGUUCCAAUCAACGAAGAAGUAAACCUCGAGGAUUCCACAGAACAAUAUGAAGCGAUUGAUGACUACGAAGCCGCAGUCACGUUGAAGAAAAGUCGAGGAUCAAGAGUAUCCAGAAAUGUCGUUGCUUCCGAAGAAUCCAUACCAGAGGAUCCUGCACCUCCUAGAUCUCCUAUUGCCAAGGAAAAGCGAGGUCGGGUUCGACAAAUUGCCAGUCCAGUACAGCAACGCCAGCCAGCUCCUCCAAAGGCUAAACUGCAGAAGUCAGAGAAGAAGAACAAAAGACAGAAGGAUCGCGAAGGAAGCCCGAUACCUGUGACUGUGCAUCGAUUAACAAAAGGUCCUGUCUACGAUGACGAUGAUUCCGAUGCUGAUAUCCUCAAUUCUGAGAUACCAUGUGCGGCACGAGCAGGUGUGAAUGCCGUGGAUGUUCUUAGUCAAAUAUGUCAAGAGUUGGUCACUGCCGGUCUAGAAACCCUAGGAGAUAAUGCAGUGAGAACCCAGGAGGCCACCCAAAGACUCGAGUACAAGACAAAGAUCCGAGCUGUAGAAAGUUUCAGUAAAGAAUUGCAAGUCCGCCUCCUAGAACAUACGAUCAAUCUUGACAAUUCAUAUUCUCUCGAAAAACGCUUGCGUGAAGGUCAAAGAAAGAAGCUAUCUCUACGAGAAGAAAUCCUUCGCGUAAGAGCAGCACGAGAGAAGGUUGCCUUAAGGAUGGACGAGAUACGAAUUACUCAUGAGAAGGACUCUCACGAUGCCCAGCAACGUGAAGUACUCAACUCCACGGUACACGACAUUGAACUUGCAAUUGAGCGAGGAAAAUCCUCUUCCGGCCAUACAGAUGCAGAUGAUGGAAAAGCAAACAUAGAACUCUCGUUAAAACAUGUCGCAUCUGAAGCAAGUAGUGCAAGUGAUGAUGGAGGUAUCCUGAAGCAGAUCAAGGCUUUCAAUGCAUUCAUGGAACGAGCUGCAUUGGCGUUAGAGGGAAGGAAAGCUGUUUGA
Messenger RNA from Sclerotinia borealis F-4128, 1869 nucleotides. The record is from the annotation of a GenBank genome assembly. Lineage: Eukaryota; Fungi; Ascomycota; Leotiomycetes; Helotiales; Sclerotiniaceae.